AAACACAUGACGUUUUAUUUUGGUUCCUCUUUAUUCACCUGACGGUUUCUUAUCUUUUCUAAGAUAACAGAAGACAGGAUGAAUUUCCGCCUCCUCACCUUUUUGAAUCUUCUUCUUUUUUCCACCUGCUCGUCUUCACCGCCGAACUUUGUCCUCCUGUUCGCUGAUGAUUUGGGUUUCGGGGAUUUGGGUUGUUUCGGACACCCGAGUUCACUGACUCCCAACCUGGACCGCCUGGCAGCAGCUGGACUCCGCUUCACUGAUUUCUAUUGCACCAGCCCCGUCUGCAGCCCGUCCAGGGCGUCGUUGCUGACAGGCCGCUAUCAGACCCGCUCAGGUGUCUACCCAGGAGUGUUGUAUCCAGGCUCUAGAGGCGGUCUUCCUCUGAAUGAGACCACCAUUGCUGAAGUGUUGAAACCUCUGGGCUACGCUACUGCCGCCGUAGGGAAGUGGCACUUAGGAUUUGGGGCCAAUGGGAUGUUUCUCCCAACCAAACAGGGGUUUGACCAGUACCUGGGGAUCCCAUACUCCCAUGACAUGGGCCCCUGCUGGAACCUGACUUGCUUCCCUCCAGAUGUGAAGUGUUUUGGAAUGUGUGAUGUUGGCACUGUAACUGUCCCACUGAUGCACAACGAGGUCAUCAAGCAGCAACCAGUCAACUUCCUCGACUUGGAAAGAGCAUACAGUGACUUUGCAACCAACUUCAUUACCACAUCAGCCAAGAAAAAGCAACCUUUCUUCCUCUACUAUCCAUCACAUCACACCCACUACCCUCAGUAUGCAGGCCCAGGGGCAGCCGGUCGGUCUUUAAGGGGUCCAUUUGGAGACGCUCUGUUGGAGCUUGACAACACUAUAGGAAACCUGCUGGCAACUCUGGAGGAGACAGGAAUGAUCAACAACACACUGGUCUUCUUUACAUCUGAUAAUGGCCCUGAACUGAUGCGUAUGUCCCGCGGAGGUAAUUCUGGUCCUCUGAAAUGUGGAAAAGGUACCACGUAUGAGGGGGGCAUGAGAGAGCCAGCCAUCGCCUACUGGCCAGGAACCAUCAGGCCAGGUGUGACUCAUGAGAUGGCCAGCACUCUAGAUAUCCUCCCCACCAUCGCAGGCCUGGCAGGAGCUACGCUACCUCAGGUGAUGCUGGAUGGAGUCGAUAUGACAGAUAUCCUCAUCAACCAAGGAAAGAGUAAAAGGGAGACGAUGAUGUUCUACCCGACAGACCCCAGUGAGAAAUACGGCCUGUUUGCUCUCCGGCUGGGGAAGUACAAGGCCCAUUUCUACACAAGAGGUGCCACCCACAGCGGUUCCACUCCAGACCAAGACUGCCCAGCGUUCGCUGUUCUCAAAGCCCACGACCCCCCUGUGAUGUAUGACCUGGAGGCUGAUCCUUCAGAGAACUACCCUCUUUACUUGGAGGGAAGACCCGACAUCCAGGCUGUGCUGGAGCAGAUCAAGAACGUCAAGGAGAAGUUUGAAGCCUCCAUGGUGUUUGGAGAGAGCCAGAUAUCAAAGGGAACAGACCCGAACCUGGCGCCUUGCUGCAACCCUCAGUGCAGCCCCAGACCCAGCUGCUGCCAUUGUUGACGGGACAAAUCAUCACAGCUGCUGUGAAGACAGCGUGGAAAAGACUGGAGGUACAGAUCUGAUUUUACUUUUACACUCCUUGGUGAAAACGCAAGGUUGUGAUACCGAUUUUCAAAUUAUGCUUUACUGCUUUCUUGUGGACACUUAAGCUUGAAUUACUGCACUUACUGAAAAGUAAUAUUACAAUGUGUUUCCUCAGUGAGGAGAUGAUUUUCUUAAUGUUUAGCUACAUUUCGCACUAAUGAAUAACAAAGUACUGUAUUUUUCCUGACUUCUGCUACUUGAAAAGAUAUUUUCCACCCCAUUAUUCCUCGCAAUCAAAAACGUAUAUGUAUAUAUUGAAGUGCAAAUGUUUCACAGCUGAUUUCAAUCACAAAUACAAUCAAAAGUAAAAGAACAAUAAAGACAAUAAUACAUGUUUUGGA
Molecule: messenger RNA, 2006 nt
Organism: Amphiprion ocellaris (clown anemonefish)
Lineage: Eukaryota; Metazoa; Chordata; Actinopteri; Pomacentridae
Gene: arsa
Product: arylsulfatase A
Exons: 8
Coding region: 79-1581 (500 amino acids)
Molecular function (GO): arylsulfatase activity
Source: RefSeq, a predicted model, not a curated record